This is a messenger RNA of Ceratitis capitata (Mediterranean fruit fly), 614 nucleotides long. RefSeq names its product chromosome transmission fidelity protein 8 homolog. The record is from RefSeq and is a predicted model, not a curated record. Lineage: Eukaryota; Metazoa; Arthropoda; Insecta; Diptera; Tephritidae. The coding region runs from base 120 to 569 and encodes 149 amino acids. Gene Ontology annotation, cellular component: Ctf18 RFC-like complex. The transcript has 3 exons. Gene Ontology annotation, biological process: mitotic sister chromatid cohesion.
ACUUAAGACGAAAACACUACUGUGGAAUUUCAUGCUGCGCGCCAUCGUAAAUUUUUAACGAAAUAGUAAAUAUUUAACAAAAAUUGAUAUUGUCUAACUUUAUCAUCGCACAGAAAAGUAUGCCUAUAAUAGUAAAAACAACUUCACCAACUUCUCUCGAAGAAUAUGCCAUCAUUGAGUUGCAAGGAGAUCUGGAAAUUCGAUCGGGAGAAAAUAUACACGAUCUUUUCAUUGGGGAUUUAUAUUAUAACAAAUAUGGCCAGCCGAUUCUUGUAAUUGGACAUCAUAUAUUACAAGGGCGUGAGCAAAAACUGGAAAAGCCCUUAGCAGUACUUGAGAAAUCAAGAACCAAAGAUAAGAAAGCUCUUUUGAACGAGUCUGGUAUUGUUUUUGAUCCAAACUCUACCUUAAAUAAAACGGUAGAUCGAACCACCCUUGAUACUACGGUUGCUUUGGAAAAUAAAUCACGCCACAGUACAGAGUAUAUAGUCAGAGCUAUUUGCACCAAAAAACUAACAUUCAAAUCACGACCAAAACCUAUUAUUGCGAAUGUUUCUAUUACAGUAUGAUAUUAAAAUAAUAUACACAUAAUUAUUAUGUUUAGUAAAAUGGGA